AUGAAGUCGCUCAAGCAGUCGACCUCGACGCCCGUCCUGCACCGCAGCGUCGAGCCCGGCCCCUCCAACCUGCUGUCGCACCGCGACUCGGGCGUCCUCAAUACCAUUCCCGACCCGCGCACGCCCAGUCCCAACAGGGGAGCCUCGCGCGGCUCCGACGUCUCGUCCGCCGCCACCCACCACCCGGACCUGAGCAACGAAGUCGCGACCCUCAGCACCAAACUCAUCAAUGCGAUCAACCACCAGACCAACCUGGACGACAAUCUCCAAGCGACGCGGCAUGAGCUGGAAGCGGCGCGAGCGCGCAUUGAGCAGCUGGAGGCUGCCGCGGAACAGCACGCGCGGCAAAUGCGGCUGAUGAUCAAGAAGGAAGAGUACGACAAGAUGGAGAAGCAGCUGCGGAAAGAGCUUGACGAUGAGAGGAAACUGCGCCUUGCUGCCGACCGGGAGAAAAAGAGAAUGGAGUCGGAGCUGGAAAGCCUGACGACCGCUCUGUUCGAAGAAGCCAACACUAUGGUCGCAGCGGCACGCAAGGAGAAGGAAGCGUCCGACAAGAAAGGAGAGCAGCUCAAGACUCAACUCAAAGAUACGGAAUCGCUUCUGGCCUCCCAACAGGAGCAGCUUCAGGACCUCAAGGCAGUCAUGGCGCAGAUGAGCACCGAACGCGAGGAAGAGGCCACCACUAACAUUACGGCGCCCUCGACACCUGCCGUUGUAGCUUCUGACCGGAUGAGCCGCAACUUCGAGCAAGCAAGCUUCUCACCAAACAUGCCAAACCUAGAAGACAUGCAUCCCGCUCAUCCCCUGUUUUUUACGCAGCUGAUCAGCCCCGUCCUGCGUGAUGACACUGAAGCCUAUCAUGAGUUUCAGGAACUCAUCAGAACCACCAAGAACGCCUCGGCCCCCAACUCGCGUGCCGCAAGCGGCAACUAUGGCGGACUGAACGUCAUGGGACUCGGCUCCUUCACCAACCUCUCAACCGCCUCUCUCCACCAAACCACCUCGGCCUCCGGCAGCUCCCUCCCCUCUUCGGCCGCCUCGCCAAAGGACCCCUAUGCAGCUCUGCCCGCCCUAAAAGACAUUAGGUUUUAUAAGCGUGCUCUUACCGAGGACAUUGAGCCAACGUUACGCCUGGACAACGCCCCUGGUCUAUCUUGGCUCGCUCGCCGCACCGUCCUCAACAGCAUGACUGCCGGUUCGUUGACCAUAGAACCGCAUCCACCUAUUCUGCCCAAAUACCGCGGUUCCCUCAAUCCGUGCUCCAUGUGCGGCGAGGGUCGCCAGACCCCGGUAAUGGCAUCGGAGAAGGAAAAGAACACCGAUCCUUAUGCCCGCAAACAUCGAUUCCGUACCAGUGACGCAGAAGACGCGCAGCGCUACCCGCUCUGCGAUUUCUGCCUUGCGCGCGUUAGAAGCUCUUGCGACUACAUUGGCUUUUUACGCAUGUGUCGCGACGGCCAUUGGCGCGCGCAAAGUGGCGACGAAGAAAGAAGCGCAUGGGAGGAAAGCGUCAAGCUCCGGGAACGCAUGUUCUGGGCGCGAAUUGGCGGUGGCGUCAUUCCAGCUGCGCUGGCAUUCUCGAAGGAAAAUCCGGCGGAAGAAAGGGAGAGACGGCGAGUCGCGGGACUGAGAAAGAGCGUUGAAAGCGAAUUGAAGCUUAGUGCUGAAGAGAAGGAAUAUCUCCGGCCCUCGACCUCUGCUACGACCGAUUUCGCGAGCCAGCAAGAUGGUGCGAGUGAGGGGCACGAUGAUGGCGCAGAAGAGAAGCGUGUCGAUGGCGUGGAGGAGAAUGCUGAAAAUGCAGAUGAGAAGCGUUUUGACGGCGCAGAGGACGUAUCAUUGCAUGCAGAGAACCAGGAGAAACCCAUCAGCAUCGGCAAUACGGAAAUGACGCAUAGCGAUGACGAAAAGGCUGAAGUAGGUCCUGUGCAGAAGCAAGACAGCGCCGUUGCGCUCGACUCGGAUGAGGAGAACCGAAUUGAGAAGCAAGCCGGCGACGAACUACAUGACGAAGCGAAGAGGCGCUCCCUCGAAGCUCAAGAGCAGCAAAUUGACUCCGAGGCCCAGCUCUUUGACGACGAUGACGAAGAAGAGGAACGGGAUCACGAGCAAGCUCGUAAGUCUGAGGCCGAACAGACCGUCGAAUCGACCGCGACGCCGGAGGCCGAGACGGCGAAAACUCCGGAGGAUGAGAAGACCUCCAUCUCGAUGCCGGGCGGUUUCGAGUGA
Aplosporella prunicola CBS 121167 is the source of this 2229-nucleotide messenger RNA. RefSeq lists its product as uncharacterized. Gene Ontology annotation, biological process: exocytosis. Gene Ontology annotation, molecular function: guanyl-nucleotide exchange factor activity. The record is from RefSeq and is a predicted model, not a curated record. Gene Ontology annotation, cellular component: cell tip; Golgi to plasma membrane transport vesicle. NCBI's taxonomy places the organism in Eukaryota, Fungi, Ascomycota, Dothideomycetes, Botryosphaeriales, Aplosporellaceae. The transcript is spliced from 2 exons. The coding region runs from base 1 to 2229 and encodes 742 amino acids.